Molecule: messenger RNA, 5137 nt
Organism: Condylostylus longicornis
Lineage: Eukaryota; Metazoa; Arthropoda; Insecta; Diptera; Dolichopodidae
Gene: Ae2
Product: anion exchange protein 2
Exons: 13
Coding region: 778-4647 (1289 amino acids)
Biological process (GO): monoatomic anion transport; transmembrane transport; regulation of intracellular pH
Cellular component (GO): plasma membrane
Molecular function (GO): monoatomic anion transmembrane transporter activity; solute:inorganic anion antiporter activity
Source: RefSeq, a predicted model, not a curated record
CAGACACGUUUUAAUAAUCUUUUUAAAGAACAAAAAUUUUUUAAGAAUCGCGGCGUUUCGAUACGAUUAUAUUUUUUUUUGUCUUAAAUCGAUUUUUAUUUUGUUUAUAAUUAAAAUUUUUAAUUGUUUUUUUGUUGUUGUUAUUUUUCUUGAUUUGUUUUAAUCUUUAAGAAAAUAAUUUUUUUUUUUGUAUUUAAUUAUAAAAUUUAAGAAGAAUUAAAUAGAAAGUUGGUUAUUUGCAAAAUCUUUUAAGGUUAAGUUGCAAAAUUUUUUUUUAUUUAAGAAAAUAAUAUUGAGAGAAAAGAAAAAAACAUUUUGAAAAUGUAAAUUUGUUCUGACUGACUUCAGUUUCAGCAGAUCAGUUAACAAUUAAAAAAAAUUAUCGGAGCAACAAUAAUACCUGCAUAAAUAACCAUCCACCAACUACAACAACAAUUCUAUUGCUGAAAUUUCAAACAAGAAUCAAAAAAAAGAACAACUUUUAAGAAGUAUAAGUAUAAGCGAAAAGAACAUGAGCAAUAAAAAAAAAUAUUUUUAGCAAGAAAAUAAAAAAUAUUGAAAAAAUAUAAGAGAAAAAAAUUACCUGUGAUUGUGCAAAAAAGUUAAAGUUAAAAUUCGAAUAAAUUUAAAAUAAAAUAUAAAAAAAAAAUUUUGCAAAUAAGAAACAGGAAAACAAAGUGUUUUUUCACAAAAUUUUAAAAGAAAAUUUCUAAAUUGAAAAUUGGAUUCAAAAACCUGAUAUUGCAAAAAAAAAACAUUUUUUAAAUCAACAACAAAAUGAGUAAACCAUUUGAUGCACGAUCAAGAAAAUUAUCAUUUCUUGGAUUUAACAGCAGGGUUCGAUCAAAUCGUCACGAUGACCCUGAGAAUGUACUAUUAGAUACGGAAAUGGAAAAACUUUUCGAUAAGGCAUCGAAAAGUUUAACGAGAGUAUCAAGCUAUAAUAAAAAUGAAAAAGAUAAAUUUGAUAAGUUAUUAACACGAGAUGGAGCUGAUGAUCAACCGAUACCGAUGUCAUCAUACAAUGAAGAUGGAAAAUCAUCCUUUGAACAACAGCGAAAAUUUUUUAUUGAAAGUGCACCAACGUCAGCUGUUUGGCCAAUAAAUGAUUUUUCACUUGAAGAUGGUGAUGGUGGUGUCGGUGGCGGUGGAGGUGGAGGUGGCGGUGGCGUUGGCGAUGGAGGUGGCGGUAUUGGAGGCGGUGGUAGUCGUGCUCGUAUUAACAGUCACCGUGGUGGUGGUGAUAGCGAAAAUUAUGAUGAAAAAGAUGAGUUAAUUGAAGCUGGUGAUGACAAUAAAAUUGAAGAAUCCCAAGAGCAUAGUCCUUUGAUAUCUAGAAGAGCUGAAUUUUCGGCUGGAGAUCAUUCGGAUAGUUCAUUUGAUGAUAGACGAGUACAAUUUAAUAAUCGAAAAACUUCUAAUAUAUCGUUUGGAGCUACACAAUUACCAGCUGCUGGUGAAGAAAAUGAUCGUUUUGAAGAACGAAAGAGAAGAAAAAGCCGACAUCAGUAUUAUCGUACAAGAAAAUUAUCACAUCAAGAAGGUACCCAACGAAAAAUAUCAGAAUCAGAACCAAUACAUAGUGAUCAUACAAUUAGAAAAGUAUCUGUUCAACCAGAAGAUUUUACAUUAGAAGAAGCUGAUAUUAAUGAAUUAACAUCACAUCGUUCUGAUGAUCAAAGAGCAUUACGUCGACCAAAAAUCCAUUCAAUUCGUAUGAAAAAACAUUCACAAAAUAAUUCAUAUUUAUCACAAGGAUUAAGUGGUUUUGAACCAAUUAUUAAAAAACAUUUUGAUCAUAGUCCACAUGAAAUUUUCGUACAAUUAGAUGAAUUAUGUGGUACCGGUAAAGAUCGUGAAUGGAAAGAAACAGCACGUUGGAUUAAAUAUGAAGAAGAUUUAGAAGAAGGUUCUGAUAGAUGGGGUCGACCACAUGUUGCAUCAUUAUCAUUUCAUUCUUUAAUUAAUUUAAGACGUUGCUUAGAAACUGGUGUUGUAUUAUUGGAUUUAGAAGAAAAAGAUUUACCUGGUGUUGCAUAUCGUGUUGUUGAACAGAUGGUAAUAGCUGAUUUAAUUACAGCUGAUGAUAAAGCAGUUGUUAUGAGAGCAUUAUUACUUAAACAUCGACAUGUUAAUGAACAUCCAUAUGGAUUUUCAUUUCCAAAAAAGAAAAAUAGUAGCUGUGUUAGUUUACAAACUUUGAAUUCACAAAGUCUUAAUGCAGAUGAUAAAAGACCAAGAAUUUUACCAGCAAGUGAAAUAAAUGGAAAUCGUAGUAAAAAUGAUCUUAAACUUGAUAAUAAAGAUGAUUUUAAUUAUUAUUCAUCAUCCCAGGAGGAUUUAAAGAAAUUAAUGAAUGAUACAAUAUUACGAAGAAUUCCACAAGGUGCAGAAGCCACAACAGUAUUAGUUGGUUCAGUUGAAUUCUUAGAGAAGCCAACAAUUGCUUUUAUACGUUUAGCUGAAGGUAUAUUAAUGCCAUCAAUAACCGAAGUACCAGUACCAGUACGUUUUAUGUUCAUAUUAAUGGGACCAAAAUUAAUGGAUUUAGAUUAUCAUGAAGUUGGUCGUUCAAUAGCUACACUUAUGGCAAACGAACAUUUUCAAGAAAUUGCAUAUAGAGCUGAUGAUAGAAAAGAAUUAUUAUCAGCUAUUAAUGAAUUUUUAGAUGAUUCAAUUGUAUUACCACCAGGUAAUUGGGAUCGUAAUGAUUUAUUACCAUUUGAAGAAUUAAAAGCUAAACGUGAUUGGAUUAAAACAAGAAAAGCAAAAGCAUUAGAAGUACAAGAAAAACUCCGAAAGAAAAAAAUUCAAGAGGAAGAAGCAUUAAAAUUAUUAAAGACAGAAGAAAAAGAUUUUGAUGAAAAGAAACCAAGAAAAGGACCAUUAGAAAAAACACAUAAAUGGUGGGGCGGUUUACGUAACGAUAUUAAACGUCGCUACCCUAUGUAUAAAAGUGAUAUUCUUGAUGGUUUGAAUACUGAAACUUUGGCAGCUGCUACUUUUAUGUUUUUUGCAAAUUUAUCAACAGCAAUAACAUUUGGUGGUUUAAUGUCUGAAAAAACUCAUUAUCAUAUUGGAAUCUCUGAAACUUUAUUAGCAUGCUCAAUAGUUGGUGUUAUUUUCCAUACAUUUGCUGGACAACCAUUAGUUAUAAUUGGAACAACAGGACCUUUAUUACUUUUCGAUGAAGCACUCUUUCAAUUUUGUCGAUCACAAGAAAUAAAUUUUCUUGCCGUACGUUUGUAUAUUGGUAUAUGGUUAAUAAUAAUUGGUUUAACUGUAUCAGCAUUUGAAGGAAGUACUUAUGUUAGAUUACUAACACGUUUUACACAAGAAAUAUUUUCAGCUUUAAUAACUUUAAUUUAUAUUGUUGAAACAUUUAUGAAACUUGUUAUAAUUUAUCAAAGGCAUCCAUUAUCAUCAAGCAGUUAUAUAAAUUCAAAUGAAUUAAUGCCAUCAGCUGAAGCAUUAAUUGGUGGUUUAGUCUCUGAUUAUGAUGAUCCAUCAAUAUUCAAUUCAACUGAUUUACCAUUAAAUGAUAUUUUUGGAUUAAAUGAAACAACUACCAUAAAAAAUAUUUCAGAUGGAUUAUCAUUAGUUGAUUUAGAUCGAGAUAAUCGACCAAGAAAUCAACCGAAUACAGCAUUAUUUUGUACAUUUUUAACAUUAGGAACAUUUGCAAUUGCCUAUUAUUUAAAAUUAUUCCGAAAUUCACAUUUUUUGGGUCGUAAUGCUAGAAGAGCAUUAGGUGAUUUUGGUGUUCCAAUAGCGAUUGCAUUAUUUGUUGGUAUCGAUUAUUUAAUACAAGGUGUUUAUACAGAAAAAUUAAAAGUUCCUGAAGGAUUAUCACCAAGUUUACCUGGUCGUAGUUGGUUAGUUUCAUUAAGUGGUACAAAUGAAUGGAUACCAUUUUUAGCUGCAAUACCAGCUGUACUAGUUUAUAUUUUAAUAUUUAUGGAAACACAUAUAUCAGAAUUAAUUGUUGAUAAACCAGAAAGAGGUUUAAAAAAAGGAUCCGGUUUACAUUUUGAUAUUGUAUUAUUAAGUUUUUUAAAUUGUAUAUGUGGAUCAUUAGGUAUGCCAUGGCAUUGUGCAGCUACAGUUCGUUCUGUGGCACAUGUUUCUGCUGUAACAAUAAUGUCAAGAACACAUGCUCCAGGUGAAUCACCACGUAUCAUUGAUGUUAAAGAACAAAGAGUUUCUGGUCUAUUUGUUUCAAUUAUGGUCGGUUUAUCUGUUUUAAUGACACCACUUUUAAGGCUUAUACCAAUGGCAGUGCUAUUUGGUGUAUUCUUAUAUAUGGGUAUAGCAUCUAUGAGUGGUGUACAAUUAUUUGAAAGGAUUACAUUGUAUUUUAUGCCAACAAAACAUCAUCCAUCAACACCAUAUGUUAAACGGGUUCCAACUUGGAAAAUGCAUGCAUUUACAACAGUUCAAGUAUUUUGUUUAACUGUUUUAUGGGUUGUUAAAUCAUCAAUUAUAUCAUUAGCUUUUCCAUUCUUUUUAAUAAUGAUGGUACCAUUACGUUUUCAAUUAUCGAGAUUUUAUACAUCAAAAGAAAUGAAUGCGUUGGAUGGUACACAAGCAAAAAUUGAAGCAGAUGAUGAACCUGAUUUUUAUGAACAAGCUGGUAUUGUAGCAUAAAUAAUUCGCAAUCAUAUCAAAUUUCGAAUAUUAAAAGAAAGCAAGGAAAAUAUGAGAAUAUUCCGUCGGGAAUUGAAAAAGACAAAAAAGCAACAACAACAAGUUAAAAGAACAACUCAAAAUAUUGAACAACUUUAAAGAAUAUUUUAAGUGUUUCAAUAUUCAAAUGAUUUUUAAAAAUUGAAAUUAAUAAAUUUUUUCUUAUUUGUAUACAAAAAUCUUAAUUUGCACAUUAUUAUAAUUUUAAUAUUAAUUAUAAUUUUAUUGCUUUGUUUAAUUUAUUUAAAUAUUUAAUUAAUUAAAAUUACUCAUAAAAAUAUUAAUAAAAUAUUAUUACAAAUAUUGCUAUUUAAAUUUAGAUUUCAAUUAUAAAAGCAAACAGCUCAAUUUUUUUCAUUUAAAUAAUUUCAAUAAAAUCGAUAUUGUAAACUACAUACUUGAAUCGAUAUUGUAAAUCGAUAUUGUAGUUACUUAGUGUGCAUAAUAUAUA